This is a messenger RNA of Panicum virgatum (switchgrass), 855 nucleotides long. Its product is annotated as pterocarpan synthase 1-like. The transcript is spliced from 2 exons. The record is from RefSeq and is a predicted model, not a curated record. Bases 49 to 612 code for a protein of 187 amino acids. NCBI's taxonomy places the organism in Eukaryota, Viridiplantae, Streptophyta, Magnoliopsida, Poales, Poaceae.
UCGAGACACUCCAGCUACCAGCAGCUCGCUGAGUCCCAAGCUCACACAAUGGCCCCCAGCUCCUCCGCAAAGCAGCUCGUCGCCGUCGCCGUCUCGGCUUUCCUGCUCGCCGCCGCGUCCAGCCGGCAGCAGCCGGUGCACCUGCGGCUGUACAUGCACAACGUGAUGCGCGGGCCGGGGACGACGGCCAUCCACCUCAUCCACGGCGUCGGGCCACCGCACGACGUCGAGCGGGGCGCCUACUUCGGCGACACGGCGGCGAUCGACGACGUGGUGACGGAGGAGCCCGACGCCGGGUCGCGGGCCGUCGGCCGGGCACAGGGCACCUACAUGCUGGCCUCCCAGCACGAGGAGGUGCUCACCGUCGCCAUCACCGUCGCGCUCACCGCGGGGCCGUACAACGGCAGCACCUUCUCCGUGGCCGGCCGCGUCGGGGUCUACGACGACAAGGCGGAGGCCGCGGUGGUCGGCGGCACGGGGCGGCUCCGGCGCGCCGCCGGCUACCUGACGUGGAGGAUGGUCGAGCUGGUGGUGUCCGAGAAGUACGUGAUGGUGGAGCUGGACGUGCACAUGUCCGUGCCGCCGGUGAGCGCCGCCGGUGGCAAUUGGUGAUCCGGGGAUGGGCGCCUCAGGUGGCCUGCGGGGAGAGGCGUGACGAAUGCCCAUGUGGGGAGGCGGCGCAACACGGCGUCCGGCCAUGUUCUAGUAGAACAUGGUGCCGAAACAGUAUUGGUAAGAUACUACUAUGAUGCCGUUCUUCGCUCAUGUCCAUGGCCAACCCGCUCGGAAGAUUUUUGCUCCUAUGAGAUCAUGCAGACUCGGCCUGAAUGACAGACCGGGGUGAUGAAGACAGAA